Molecule: messenger RNA, 2541 nt
Organism: Scaptodrosophila lebanonensis
Lineage: Eukaryota; Metazoa; Arthropoda; Insecta; Diptera; Drosophilidae
Exons: 5
Coding region: 73-2304 (743 amino acids)
Source: RefSeq, a predicted model, not a curated record
UAAUCGAAUAAGUAACAGGCGCAUAGAUAAACACAUCCCUAGGACAGACACAACAAUUCAUCACACACAUCAAUGGAAGAUAAAUGGCGAUUAAGUCUCAAUAUCAACAAUAAUCUAGUGGAGACUGGCGCUGUCCAUAAUGCGGAGGAGCAGCUGCAACUGCACAGGCAACAAAUGGCGAAAAAUACUUGUGCUACCCACGUAGAGGACAAGGGCGGAGGAGUUGAAGCAGCAGGCGUACUGGUUUUAGACUCGGAUAUUGCGAUUGGAGGAGCAAGUGCGGUAGAAGGGGCCUCCGUAGGCGGUGGGGACAUUGAUAAGCAUGCGCGGCAGCUACAACAAAACGGCGCCGCCUACGCAGCGACUGCGCUGUCGCCGCUAAAUGGCGAUUUGGACUUAGCCGCAGCCAUCGGCGGCAUUAGCUCCAGUCGGACAUCCAUGAAUAACUCGACGGAGAAUCUGAGCUACGCGAGCGACAAUUACUAUCCCGAUGAUCUCAUACUGCUCGACGACGACGAUGUGGAGGCCGAGGAAAUUUCGCUAAACUCGGACGAUUGUGUGUACGCCUAUCGGGGUGAUGCCGCUGACUUUGACUGUAUCGGUGGACACCAACUAAAUUUUGGCAUUGCUGGCGGUGCAGGUGGCUUGGUUGACGGUGAUGAUGAAACGGAAUUCCUCGAAAUGGACUUUGAACCAGACCCACCCUCCGAGCUGGAAUUUGCCAGCGGCCAUCUAGACGACGCCAAUGUAGACGUAGAUCACGCCAACUUGCUGUUGAUGCAGCGCGAUUACAACCACUUGAGUGGGCGACGCUCCACCAAUAACAUGUUGCAGGCCACGCCCACACAACGCCAACUUUACAGUUCCCCCAUAGACGAUUUGCCCCCUCAGGAGGCACUCCAGCAUCAGAAGCUGCGCCUUAGCAAAACGUUUGCACGCAUCAGCCUUAACUUGGAUCAAAUCAAAGAUGGCAGCGUCGCAGAUUUGGAUGCCUCGGCAGCUGACGAUGUCACUGUACAAGAUUCGCAGGCCCACUCACUCCCUAACACGCUAUACACAAGCUUCGGGCGCAGUACCAGCGAGCCGGCUGCUCAGCAAAGCCCAUCCAAAGUGACAGGCGCUAAGCCGAAGCGCCUUUCCACAUCGUCUUCUGUUUCGUCGAAAAAUUCCUCAUCGAAAUCGCGCAGCUCGCUGCGUUCGGCAUUUGCUCCUGCCUCCGGCACUGGCAACAGUGCCAGCUUCGAUGAACGCUGCUAUAGCUGCACAGACUUUCGUGCCAAUGUGCAAAUGAUUCAACAAAAUGUGGAUACGGUACCCAUGCUGGUGGCGCACUUUGAUCUCAACAACACCGAGGAGACUUGUCUAGACUGCCUGGAAAAAGAGUUUCUAGCCAAUACCAUUGGCAAGGCUAUGGAUCUAAGUAGCUGUGCCAAGUGCCGCAAGCAGCGUGGCAGUAGCCUUUCCCUUUAUGCGCGUGCGGAGCAGACGCGCUGUCGCAGCGGCUCCCCCGGCUACUUUGAUGAGUUUGGCGGGCACUUUGGUGCUGGUGCUAGUGCCGCAUCAGCAUCGCGCAAGAGCAUCGGUGAUGGCUGGCAUGGCAGCAACAAUGUCAAUGUCAGUGGCCGCGUUAGCGCCAGCGGCACGCUCUUCAACCAAAGGUUUAUUUCGUGUGAUAAUAAUUUCGGCGGCAUGCAGCUGCUCAAGCAAAGCUUUUCGACUGAACCAGAGCUGCUGGUGGCACGGCUCCACACGGCGCAUCUGAGUGAGGAGCAUCUGGUGCAGGCGCUAGACAAACUUCACAUUUCCUACAAUGCCGCUCUGGUGCAGAGCUAUUUCCAAUCACUGUCAGCGCCACCAGUGCGCGCGCUAGCGAGUCUCAAAAAGUUGCUCCUGCAUGCCUCCAAGCAGCACUGCAAUCAUCGCAAGAUCAAGAAGCUGAUCGAGCUGGUCACUCAAAACCAGGUGAAUGUGCAAUUUAAAGAGGAUAUGGGGAACAACACAGCCUCUGCCCCAGCUCCAGCCAUGGUGCCCGUUAAAGUUAGCGACAUCUUAAUCUCGUGGUCGCGCCACAGAGAUCUGUCCCAGUUGCGUGAACUGGACAAAUGCUUUCAUCGGGCAAAUAUACUGGGUAAAAUCGGUCACAUUGUGCGACAAGCCCAGCAACAAGAGCUUCAACAGACAAAACAACCGGCGGCCUCUUCGUCCUCCUUAACAAGCAACAUGACGCGGCGUGCUCUGCCAGAGUUUCUUAUGGUACCGCAGUAUUAUGCUUGUGGCGAAUUGACGUUGACACGAAAGUGUUAGGAAAGCACUAACACACAAAAUCACACACACAUAGCCGCUGGAAGUGGCUGCUCUCAUCAUGAUCGUAGCGUAAAUGUUUAGCGCAUGUUUAUGUGUAUAUCGUUACUCAAUAACCGUUAACCGAAUCGCAAUAUUAUAUACUAUAUGUAAUCCACGCCCCCUACGAACGCCUAAGUGGGCAGCGGUCCUGCCCCAAUAUAUAUAUCGUAUAUAGCUUAGCUUAUAUACAACACAAAA